AUGAGCAUGCUUUGGCAAAGCCAAGGUUUCUUUUCUUGUGGUACCAUUUGUUCUCGUGUUCAGACCUCAGAUGGGAUGGAGUAUGCACUCAAAGACUGUUGGGUCGCUGAGGACAAGAAAAACCACGAGGUGACCAUUCUCAAGAUGGUUGAAGGAAUCCCAAAUGUAGUCAAGCUUGUGGCCCAUUGGAAUGUCCUCUAUGAUGGGGAGCCAGACUGCACAUAUCAUAUUCGAGCUUCCCAUGGUGUUUGUACCUCUGGGUUUAUUCGCAGAUUCCACCAGCACCUUCUGUUGACCCCCUGUGGAGAACCACUUGUGCUCUACUCCUCAAAGCUUGAGCUGUUGAGAGCCUUCCAUGACUUUGUCUCAGCUUAUAGUUUAAUGCUCACAAGUCACGUCCUCCACAGAGACUUGAGUCCAAAUAAUUUUAUCAUCCAUGAUGGACAAGGUUAUUUUAUUGACUUUGAUCAUGCUCGCAUGAUUGCGGAAGGCACUGUUAGUGUUCCUUCAGAGGGCAUGGGUAUGGCCCUAUAUGUCAAUUCAUCUUCUCCAGGAGGGUAUUGCAAAGGGUGCAAAGAUCCAACACACAGCAAGUGA
Messenger RNA from Suillus subaureus, 597 nucleotides. RefSeq lists its product as uncharacterized. The coding region runs from base 1 to 597 and encodes 198 amino acids. Gene Ontology annotation, biological process: protein phosphorylation. Lineage: Eukaryota; Fungi; Basidiomycota; Agaricomycetes; Boletales; Suillaceae. The transcript has 3 exons. Gene Ontology annotation, molecular function: ATP binding; protein kinase activity. The record is from RefSeq and is a predicted model, not a curated record.